AUGGUUCAAAAGGCGCGGGAAGAUCCCAAGGCAGUGACCCAGGACUUCCUGCAGUCUCCCAUCAUGCGUGCCGCGUUGCCCUUCGUCAACGGCGGCUUAGCAGGCAUGUCAGCCACGGCUGUGAUCCAGCCCGUUGACAUGAUCAAAGUGCGGCUGCAACUAGCAGGCGAAGGCGUCAAAACAGGUCCCAAACCCACACCAAUCAGCGUGACGAGAGAUAUCCUCGCGUCCGGGAAAGUGCUGGACCUCUACACCGGGCUGUCCGCCGGUCUGCUACGGCAGGCUGUCUACACCACGGCACGGUUGGGUUUCUUCGACACCUUCAUGAAGAGUCUGGGUGAGCGGGCGAAGAGCCAAGGGAAGAAGGUAGGGUUUGGCGAACGUGCUACGGCUGGUCUGGCGGCAGGCGGUCUGGCGGCCAUGUUAGGCAACCCGGCAGAUUUGGCUCUCAUUCGCAUGCAAUCCGACGGCCUGAAACCAGCGGGUCAGCGAGCGAACUACCGAGGUGUCGGCGACGCGCUCAUGCGAAUUGCACGGAACGAAGGCGUACUAAGACUCUGGGCUGGUGCAUACCCCACUGUCGUCCGCGCCAUGGCACUGAACUUCGGCCAGCUCGCUUUCUUCUCCGAGGCAAAAGCGCAGCUGAAGAGUACCUCCAUGGGGCCGCGGGCGCAGACGUUGACUGCGAGUGCUAUCGCAGGUUUCUUUGCCAGUUUCUUCUCGCUGCCAUUCGACUUUGUGAAGACGCGGUUGCAGAAGCAGAGUAAGGGACCAGACGGGACUUUACCGUACAAGGGCAUGUUCGACUGCUUCCAGAAGGUCAUCCGCGAAGAAGGUCCGCUAAGGUUCUACCGUGGCUUUUCGACGUACUAUGUUCGCAUCGCGCCACACGCCAUGGUCACCUUGAUUGUUGCAGACUACCUAAACUUCAUCACGAAGUGA
This is a messenger RNA of Baudoinia panamericana UAMH 10762, 942 nucleotides long. RefSeq lists its product as uncharacterized. Lineage: Eukaryota; Fungi; Ascomycota; Dothideomycetes; Mycosphaerellales; Teratosphaeriaceae. Bases 1 to 942 code for a protein of 313 amino acids. Gene Ontology annotation, biological process: transmembrane transport. Gene Ontology annotation, molecular function: oxoglutarate:malate antiporter activity. The record is from RefSeq and is a predicted model, not a curated record. The transcript is spliced from 2 exons.